Messenger RNA from Phanerochaete carnosa HHB-10118-sp, 1795 nucleotides. RefSeq lists its product as uncharacterized. NCBI's taxonomy places the organism in Eukaryota, Fungi, Basidiomycota, Agaricomycetes, Polyporales, Phanerochaetaceae. The coding region runs from base 230 to 1447 and encodes 405 amino acids. Gene Ontology annotation, molecular function: hydrolase activity. The transcript has 2 exons. The record is from RefSeq and is a predicted model, not a curated record.
GGAAAAUCAUCUCUAGUGCAAACAAUGAUAGAGUAAGAUUAUGUUUCACGGAGGGUGAAACCGAUCAUGUCCGCAUCAAUAAACAGAGCGUGCUACCAUAUAGGUGUCCAAACGUUCCGGGCGGAGUCUAAUAUCUGAGACAUUCUUAAGAUAUCCAUCUUUAAACAACGUUCUUCUCGUACUGCACGACGUCUCCUUGGCAUCAUCGCUCAUCUCCCCUUUGCCCGCCAUGUUCGCCUUCAAGAACCAGCCGCUCAAGCUCGCCUACCUCCUCGUCACCGUGCCAGUACUGCUCUUCGUCCGCCUGCCCUAUUGGCUCAUCGUAGCUUCCAUCCCCUCUCUCAGGCCCAGAAAGUCAUGGAAUAUGGUGAAGACUCUGAACCGCUAUAUAUGCGAGGCCAAAAGUCGAUCGUACUACGACAUUGGCCUUGAUACGCCAGAGGGCAACCCGGUCAAGGAUUCGCGCGACCCAGGCGCCACAGGCUUCGUUUGGGUCGACGCCGUCCCGUCCCAGCUGGUGACCGGCGAGAUCGCUGACCUUGCGCGCCGCAACGGCGUCGAGCCCGCUGGCGUCUACGGCUACUGGUACGGUGCUCGUGAUGAGGCUGGCAAGCAUGGUCAGCGCGCCACAAAGGGCGAGCGCGUGCUCUACUUCUUGCACGGUAUGUCCUCCACGCUGCACAUUUACAUGGGGUCGCCGCAUCCCUCCGGUUAUGCGGCAAAUGUCGUUCGCGGCUUCUUAGAGAAAUGUCCCAAGGUCGCAGAGCGCGCAUUCGGCCUUGCCUACCGCCUCGCUUCUUCCGCCCCCUACCCGUCCGCGAACCCCUUCCCGGCGGCAGUCAUCGAUCUCAUCUCGGGCUACCACUACCUUGUCGAGACCCUCGGCUUUGAGCCCAGCAACAUCAUCGUGUGGGGUGACUCCUCUGCAGGCCAUCUCGUCAUUGACCUUGUACGGUACCUCGUCAGCACCGGCCUCCCUUCGCUUCCUCCGCCUGGUGCACUCAUUAUGGUGUCACCCACAUUGGACUGGGCCAACACACACCUCAACACGCCGGCAUCGACUAUUCACACGAACAAAAACGUGGACUUUGUCUACCCCUUCUUACUCAGCGGGUACACUCUCACCAGCAUUCGAGGUUCGCUGUCCGAGCACGAGUUCGAGACGAACACGUGGGCGUCGCCGGCGUCGCUAAAGUUGGAGCACACAGACGGUUUGUUCGCGAAUUACCCGCCGACGUACAUCCUUGCAGGCGAGGCAGAGCAGACGGUGGAUGCGAUGCGCACCUUCCGCGACCGGUUGAUUCACGACAACGGGAAGGACAAAGUGCACUACGUCGAGUAUCAGGACAUGUACCACGGCUGGCUCGUGAAUCCUUUAAUGGAGCCAGACAGGUCGCAGGCGUACGGCCACAUUAAUGCGUGGCUGACUGGAAUCUGGGGCUUGUAACUUUGGUGUGCCGAAGAGGAUGGCGCAUGGCGUAGGUCGUUGUGAUGAAGGGCUUCUAGCAUCCAUGCCUUUCUUCUGUUAUUUCUGCAUUCAUAUAUCCUUUGACUCUGUGCAAGACGCCGUCUUCACUGGUACUUCUUCAUUCCCAUUUCUCUUGUUCUUUGUUCAUGUCUAUCCUUGCAAAUAUCUCACCUUGACAUCGACAGGAGUCAGCAUUGUAAAAUAGGAUAAAAUGUAUAGCAGUCCGUUUGCACGCCAUUACUUACAUUUCUGACAGCGAUCCGUAUGGCCACUGUCUCAACCAGCCUGCCAUAUCUUGAGGUGGCUACUUGCUACGCCUGCUCUCAA